AUGUCAAAAGAUGCAGAAUCUCGUCUUCUUCACGAAACGCACGACAGAAAACCGGAAUUCGCUAAGAUGAAGCCCCCUGUAUCUGCAUGGAUUACUGGUUUAGCCACAAUAGUGGCUCUUAUUGCUUGUCUGGGAUACAGUAUACUCUUCCAGAAAGCUCUAAGCGGUUUCUCUAAGCAGGUCAACGCAUUCGUUUCUAUCGGUGAUUUUAGUUCAAAUUUUUUGCAAGCUAUUGUUUUUAUUAUUACUGCUGCAGUAAUCCUCUAUCUGUUAUUCAUUUAUCUUGCAUCUGUCUAUUUCCUGUUUAUUGGUGGAAUUUACUCCUUCUGUGCUCUCGUCGAUCAGCAAUGUUUCGACUUCAAAGUACUUAUACCAGCUAUUGUUAGCAGGUUUAGUAACAAAAAGGUGGAUAUGACUUUCUGUGCAGAAAAGAAAGAAUUGCUAUGCUCUCAACAGAACAAUCAAAUAUGGAACUUUUUUGGCGCAUUCAUCUGCUGCAUUGCAACUUUUGCAGCUGUAUUGUUCAUCCAGAACUGCGUGGUCUAUGGGCUUGGAAAGAGACAAGCAGCAAAAGAACACAAAAAACGAGAACAUUACGAAAUGAAAUCAAUGAGCUCCUAA
Molecule: messenger RNA, 621 nt
Organism: Haemonchus placei
Lineage: Eukaryota; Metazoa; Nematoda; Chromadorea; Rhabditida; Trichostrongylidae
Source: the annotation of a GenBank genome assembly